Pseudo-nitzschia multistriata is the source of this 1515-nucleotide messenger RNA. Lineage: Eukaryota; Bacillariophyta; Bacillariophyceae; Bacillariales; Bacillariaceae. The record is from the annotation of a GenBank genome assembly.
GAAACAAAACCGACGACGAAUGCGGAUCUGCUCUGCAUCGUUACACCCGAGACUAAAAAKAGAAGGCAAUCUGCCUUGUGACUCAAAAGAGAAAGCUGCUAGGGACGAACGAGCAGGCUCGUGAAUCGAUCCCUACCUUCUAAAAUGGUUUGGCGAUCGAGUGUUUUUGCUCGCCGCAUCCUUCGCAGCAGAGGGAUCGCUGGCAUCAGAACAGGUGCGUCGGCUUCGUCGAAUAGKUUCCAACACAACGAGCCGUCUCUGRAUCCUUCGACGGUGUCCCUGGCGGUCUUGGCAACAGCGACGGCGAYCUUWGGAUUCUGCGGGGCCGCCACGAUUCAAAACAGCGGGGAUGACCACGCCAGMCACGGUUUCGGCGACGGCUUGGUUCGGUUCCAGCAAUCGAUGGCGCCAACGGCCCUUUGCGAGAGCAGCUACAAGAGCGAAAACCGCGACGGGGAACCUCCCCACAAAAAGGAAGCAAAGCUGAAGCGCAAGAAAACGGCCCUGAAAGUGGCUACCAACCUUCGAAAAAUGAACACGAGAGAGGAAAUCUCAAAGCUGAGGCUGAUCAAGGACGAAAUGCUUCGGCGGUGGGAACGAGACGAGGAUGGCUGGAGGGAUCUUCCCGCACGGGCAUGGCCGGAAUACCAACCAAACUCGGAGCAACUGGRAGCGAUUGUUKCCGAAAUCCAAAAACUGGGUUGCAACGACAAGCUGGCGACCAGGAACUACGCGAGCGGCACCAACCAAGCCRACGACGAACAAGCGGRGGGGRCAGCCCACUGCUACAAGCUGCUCUUUGACAUGGCCACGGGCUUGGUUUUUUACAACGUCGAUCCGGAAGCGGGAUUUGCGCUGUACGAAAAACUCGCCAAGCAGGGACACACGCCCUCGAUGGUGGCCUGUGGGAUCAUUCUGAUCGAGGGACUGGGGGUGCCGCCCCAAGAACUGCAAGGCUUUUCGUGGCUGGAAAAGGCCAUGGCRUCCUCGGAAGACGGAGACGGCUCGGCGGCCCAAGCCAUGUACGAACUUGGAACCGUGUACUACACCGGAAUCGAUGGGGUCGUGGAGGAGGAUCCGGAGAAGGCCUUUGCGUUGUUCGAGCGCGCCGCCAGGCUAGACCACACGGCCGCCCUUUACAUGGUUGCGGAUUGCCUGGUCGAGGGAGAAGGGACGGAGCGGAGCGUGGCAAAGGCGGUUCCGUUGUUUUACAAAGCCGCCGAGCGGGGGCACCGGUAUUCUCGGCAACGCAUCCGAGAACUCUUGGCCCGAGUCGAUUACCCGCUAUAGCAACAUUCCAUUGAGUAACAGUUCCGAUGAUAAUACAUAUCAGAGCUUCUUCGUCUAAACUUUUUCUCAGCUCGGAAUAGAAACAAACUAUUGUACUGAAUAUAAUAUUUUCAUAAAUUACUUACAGUACCGUACCGUAGUACGAAGUACUUUCAGAGAGCUAACUUUUUUCGAAAAUAUUUUAAGGUACGUAUCGUAGUACGGUAUUAAAUCACACUUAUGACA